Molecule: messenger RNA, 1677 nt
Organism: Ciona intestinalis (vase tunicate)
Lineage: Eukaryota; Metazoa; Chordata; Ascidiacea; Phlebobranchia; Cionidae
Source: RefSeq, a predicted model, not a curated record
UAGUAAAAAGCAGAUAUAUAAGCAAUCCUGCAACAAUUAGUUUCAUGAAAAUGAGUGAAGAAAAUGGAACCACAAGUCCUAGUGUUGCAAGUGAAGAAGAUAUGUUGAUACCAGUACAGCCACCACAGAAAGGCCUAGGUGUUCUCAUGGGCGCGUCAUUCAUAGUAGGAACUGUCUGUGGAAGUGGAAUACUUGCUCUUCCCAAAGCUAUAGUGGAUGCUGGGUGGGCAGGUAUUGGCCUACUUAUAAUAUGUGGGUUGAUAUCUGCCUUCACUGGCAGCAUACUUGGUAAGUGUUGGACGAUUCUACGUAUGAGAUAUCCUGAAUAUGAGGAUCAAUAUAUACCAGACCCAUACCCUACUAUUGGUUUCCGUGCAGCUGGUAGGGUGGGCAGGUUCGCAACAAGAUUUUGUGUUGUGGGAACAUUGUAUGGAGGAGGGGUUGUUUACAUUCUAUUGAUCGCCGGCAACAUCUCCAACUUGAUUGAAAGUCUCGGUCAUGUAGAAAUACAUGCUUGUUAUUGGAUUCUCAUAAUCACUGCCGUCCUUAUUCCUUUUACUUGGCUGGGAACUCCCAAGGACUUCUGGCAAGCUGCGAUAAUGGCUGCUGUUACAACGGGGAUUGGCGGAUUGCUUGCUACUAUAGCACUUAUUGUGAUGGUACCAACCACCCCACCAGCCACACACUCCAUUCCAACGUUCAACAGUUUCUUUAACGCUUUUGGAACGAUUCUCUUUGCUUUCGGUGGAGCCAGUGUAUUUCCCACCAUACAAGUUGAUAUGAAACAACCGGACAUGUUUCCUAAGUCUGUUGUUAUAGGAAUUAUAUCUGUUUUGUGCAUCUAUUUACCCAUCAGUGUAGCUGGCUUUGUUGUUCUUGGAAAUAGCAUGACAAAUGCAAAUAUACUUGAUGACCUAGCAAAAAGUUGGAUGUUAUAUACUGUUCUUAUUCUAAUCACAUCACAUCUGUUUAUGGCAUUUCUCAUUUUGUUGAAUCCCAUAUUCCAGGAUUUGGAAGACUUCUUUAACAUUGCUAAUAAAUUCUCGUUACGCCGCUGCAUUCUCAGAGCCUGUGUCGUCAUAUCCAUGCUCUUUGUCGCCCUCAGUGUCCCACAUUUCGGCGUCAUACUGUCUCUAAUCGGGGGAACCACCAUCGCUGGAACCAACUUUAUUUUCCCGCCACUAUUUUACAUCUUGUUGUCACGGCAACGGGUACCCAGUGACGCACCAGGAGAACUACCGAAAUACCCCCAAGGACCACAGUAUGUGGGUGACAUCGCUCCGCCCGAGGGCCAAAGUUUGAAGCUCUCUGAAACCGACGAAGGCAUAAAACUAACCCCGCAAAAUAAUGAGCACGCCCAAGUCCCAUGGGUUACUUUUGAAAUCCCGCUUUAUUUGAAAGUAAUGCUCAUAGAAAUCAUAUUAAUAGGAUUAAUUGGAGGAGUUUCGUCUACUUAUUCAGUGAUUGCUUCAAUAGCCUCUGGCUCAUCGAUGUUUACAGUUCCAUGCUACGUCAAUUGGGCGACUGCUGAUGUGUGAGUUGUAUUUAAACGUUUAUUCUAUAAUUACGCCAUAGUCAUUUUGUACAAAACCCUUAUUGGCAAUUACUUCAACCCAGUGGCCACCAGAACCAUAGAAAUACCAUAGGUGUUUAUACGACUCUGGUGGCCACUAAUGG